Messenger RNA from Symphalangus syndactylus (siamang), 2347 nucleotides. It is a transcript of the gene MRGBP, whose product is annotated as MRG domain binding protein. Gene Ontology annotation, cellular component: NuA4 histone acetyltransferase complex; nucleus. Lineage: Eukaryota; Metazoa; Chordata; Mammalia; Primates; Hylobatidae. The record is from RefSeq and is a predicted model, not a curated record. Gene Ontology annotation, biological process: regulation of transcription by RNA polymerase II.
CGCCCCCGAGUGCGCCUGCGCGGAGCUCGUGGCCGCGCCUGCUCCCGCCGGGGGCUCCUUGCUCGGCCGGGCCGCGGCCAUGGGAGAGGCCGAGGUAGGCGGCGGGGGCGCCGCAGGCGACAAGGGUCCGGGGGAGGCGGCCACCAGCCCGGCGGAGGAGACAGUGGUGUGGAGCCCCGAGGUGGAGGUGUGCCUCUUCCACGCCAUGCUGGGCCACAAGCCCGUCGGUGUGAACCGACACUUUCACAUGAUUUGUAUUCGGGACAAGUUCAGCCAGAACAUCGGGCGGCAGGUCCCAUCCAAGGUCAUCUGGGAUCAUCUGAGCACCAUGUACGACAUGCAGGCGCUGCAUGAGUCCGAGAUUCUUCCAUUCCCGAAUCCAGAGAGGAACUUCGUCCUUCCGGAAGAGAUCAUUCAGGAGGUCCGAGAAGGUGAGACUCAGGAGAGGGUGGGCUUGGGAUUCAGAAAAGGCCAGACCCUGGCCAAGGGCAGGGAGGUGAGGGUGAGGACCCCGGGCCUCCAGGGAGGUGUGAGGGUCCAGCGCAGACCCCGCCCCACCUGUGCUUGGGUGGUCUUGGAACCUCCGGGAUUGGAGAGGACUUUGUUUGAGAGCAGUGGCUGGACGGAAGCUGAGGCCUGUGUGGGCGGCAAGCGUCGGAGCAGUCCCUGGCCUGACCAUCCCCCAGCGUCGGCCACCACCGUGGGUUUUCGGUGAGCGUCAGCUGUCUCCUCCACAGGAAAAGUGAUGAUAGAAGAGGAGAUGAAAGAGGAGAUGAAGGAAGACGUGGACCCCCACAAUGGGGCUGACGAUGGUGAGUGUGGAGCUCACCCUGCCCUGAUGCCCUUUGGGGCUCAGCACCCCAAGGCUGCCCUCAGGCAGGGCACAGUCAGGUGGGCGUAGAGCCGGCGGUGCAGAGGCCCCAGGCAGGUCAUCUAGGCACAGGAUGGAUCCUGCAGUGCCCCCUCCCCAGGAGCUGAGUGCCUGCUCCGUGUUGUAGGCCGGGGUCUGAGCCGCGGUCCCUGCAGUGCCCGCCGCAGGCAGGUCCUCAGGAGGACCGGGCCCCUCUGUGGGCCCAAAUGCCAGGGGCCCCCAGCUCAGGAGGAAGCUUUGGGUUCGGAGGGUCACGUGUCAAUAUGCAGAUUUUUUAACUGAACAGGAAGACAAAAAUAAGAUUCUGGAUAUUCUGUUUUCAGCCAAGUGAUUUUUUGUUUCUCAGUUUUUUCAUCUUCAGGGAGUUUGGGGAAAGCAUCAGAAAAACCCAGCAAAGACAAAGAGAAGAACUCCUCAGACUUGGGGUGUAAAGAAGGCGCAGACAAGCGGAAGCGCAGCCGGGUCACCGACAAAGUCCUGACCGCAAACAGCAACCCCUCCAGUCCCAGCGCUGCCAAGCGGCGCCGCACGUAGACCCUCAGUCCUGGCGGCAGCAGAGAAGCGGGCAAGGAGCUGUGGUCGAUGAGGGGGUCGGCUGGGUCUGAGUGCCACCCCCCAGGCCACAGUGGUAUCAUCCCAGUGCUGUGAGCCCACACUGCCCGCCGUCAGGCUCUCAGGUGAACGUGGCCAUCAACAGGGAAACGUGUGUGUCAGUUGGACCAUGUGGGACCCUGAUGGACCUGAAAGACCAGGAUCAAUCCAGCUCAGAUAUUGAGGGCUCUGAAGCCUCGUUCUGUCUUCUCUGGAGCAGCUGUGGCUUCCCCGUGGCUGCUUGGUGACAUGGAUUAGCACUACAUGGGCUGCAGCGUUUGGGAUCCAGGCUACCUAGAGGGGCAUCGGGCCAGGGGAAAACCUCGGAUUAGCAAGCAAUAAAAACAUGACCUCACUCUUCCUCAAAGGAGCCCCUGGUCUUCCCUGCGUGACUCAGUUCUUUCCAUUUGUUUGUCCCGCUGCAAAGCCUCUUUCUGUGCUGACUGUGACAUCAGAACAUGGCCUUCCUGUCACCCCUCCGUGCCAUGCACUGAAGGCCACCCCCCCUCUACCUGGGAAACUAAGAACUGGAUAUUUUGCCUCAUUCACUUGUACUGUAACAAUGUAUAUAAUUUGGUUGGUAUUUCACUAUUUAAUUUUUAAGAAGCCUAUUUUACUAGUGUUUUAUAUGAACAAAGUACUGCAGAAGUUAAACCUGUGUUGUAUUUUUUUGAGAUGUUUUGCUUUAAGAGAUACUUUUUGCUCAGUUUUUAUAUGCCAGAUACAGAGAAUUUGUAGCGGUUAUUUUUGUAUGAUCUAGACCAAAUGGGUGAGAGGCGGGGACCGUGCAGCUGUCGGGCUGAUGAGGAGGAGGCGGCCGCCCCAGUGCUGAUGGAGAUACCACUUUUGUGUGACUGCGAAAAUUAAAGCACAAAAAAAAUCCAA